Diospyros lotus (date-plum) is the source of this 2060-nucleotide messenger RNA. Its product is annotated as serine/threonine-protein kinase STY13-like. The coding region runs from base 634 to 1800 and encodes 388 amino acids. The record is from RefSeq and is a predicted model, not a curated record. The transcript is spliced from 5 exons. Lineage: Eukaryota; Viridiplantae; Streptophyta; Magnoliopsida; Ericales; Ebenaceae. Gene Ontology annotation, molecular function: ATP binding; protein kinase activity. Gene Ontology annotation, biological process: protein phosphorylation.
CCACCAUUCUUCUUUCAUAAAAAUAUCUCUCUCCCCCUCUCUCUUUCUUUUAACUUUGUCUUUUCUUUCCGUUUUCUUUUAUGAGCAGGGAGACUCGAUCUGUUCAAUGAUUUUGUCUGCAGAUCAAGGCUGAGGUUCUACGCUUAAAGAGGAUUAAAAUAGCUCCAAACCCAUCACUCAUCCACUUAGAAAGAAAACCAAUGAUUUAACUGCAUUUUGUUGCCCCAAUAUAUGUUUUUUAGCUGAUUGAUUCUCUUCCCUGUUCCCCUUCUUGCGGCUUUGGCUCUGCCCCCCAAUAACUUUUUCAAGAAUCCCUUCUUGGGCUCUGAGCAUUUCUUUAAUCUCUCUCUCUCUCUCUCUCUCUAACAUGUGGGGCUUUUAUACUUCUGCCGCCUAGGCUGAGAGUUUUGAUCUUUGGCCAUGAUUGUUUGGUGGUUGUUUUGGGAGCUUGCCAUUGUAUUACAAGUACAAGAGGGUACAGAUUUUAUGCUCUUUUAAAGUUGUCCCUCUUUACUGUCAACUUGUCCGUGUAGGGUGUAAACAGAGCUCUUCAAUGCCUUUAUCUGUGAAUCCUUAUCCAUUUUGGUUGCUGUGAAAGGGUUGAUGGGUGCUUCCUGUUGGUGAAAUAGAAAAAUGGAAUCUGGAAAUGGGUUUUACUCGAUUGAUGAGUUUAGGUUGGAUGCCAAGUGGCUGAUUGACCCCAAAUUCCUCUUUGUUGGGCCAAGGAUUGGAGAGGGAGCUCAUGCCAAAGUAUUCGAGGGAAAAUACAAGAAUCAGAGUGUUGCCAUUAAAAUUGUACAAAGAGGAGACACCCCAGAGGAAAUAACAAAGCGAGAAUCCCGCUUUGCUAGGGAGGUUGCUAUGUUGUCUAGAGUUCAACAUAAGAACUUAGCAAAGUUUAUAGGUGCUUGUAAAGACCCUGUAAUGGUGAUAGUCACUGAGCUCUUGUUAGGGGGAACACUACGCAAGUAUCUGCUCAAUAUGCGUCCAGGGUGCUUGGAUAGAAGCGUUGCAGUUGGCUUUGCGCUCGACAUAGCUCGAGCAGUUGAGUGCUUGCACUCUCAUGGGAUCAUACACCGUGAUCUGAAACCUGAGAACUUGAUCCUGACUGCAGAUCAGAAAACCGUCAAACUCGUAGAUUUUGGUUUAGCAAGAGAAGAAUCAUUGACAGAGAUGAUGACUGCUGAAACCGGGACAUAUCGUUGGAUGGCUCCAGAGUUGUACAGCACUGUUACCUUGAGGCAUGGAGAGAAGAAGCAUUACAACCAUAAAGUAGAUGCGUAUAGCUUUGCCAUCGUGCUUUGGGAGCUCAUACACAACAAGUUGCCAUUCGAAGGCAUGUCGAAUCUGCAGGCUGCAUAUGCAGCUGCGUUUAAGGUGAUUGAUUGUCUUCGUUAUCGAAAUCCUAGUAUUCCCAUAUUGAUCUGUCUGUCUGUACAAGUUCAACCGGGUAUUGACAUGAUCGAUGUCUUUGCCUUUCAGAACGUACGCCCCAGCUUGGAAAACCUCCCAGAAGAAUUGGCUAGAAUUUUGGAUUCAUGUUGGAAGGAGGAUCCUAAUACUCGGCCCAACUUCAGUCAAAUAAUACAGAUGCUCCUAAAUUACCUUUCUUCAGUCUCUCCUCCUGAACCCAUGAUCCCCCCGCCCAUUUUCAUUUCUAAGAACACUGUCUUGGCACCGGAAUCUCCAGGCACGAGCUCUUUGAUUGCAGUACACAACAGCUCGGGUGAAACCCCCAGAGGGGAUAUUAUGGAAAACAAGCGGAAAGGCUGCUUCUUCUGCUUCAGCCAAUGCUAUUAACCUUCCAGCAAGAAAAGCUCAGAUCAGCUCCAUCCUUGGAAAGGGGUACAAAUUUGCUUGCUUGUGUUAACAUGGAAAAUGCAAAAUCUAUCAUCUUCUUUUGAUGCUUCACUUCCUUUACUCAGUUUUAGGGAUCUUCAGUGCUGGCCUCCUAGCUAAAUACCAGAAUUAGCUAUUUGCAGAUGGGAUUAGAUUGGCCUACUUCUGUUGGUUUCUUGUAAAUACACACAUAAAUGAAUAAAAACUAACUGUUUUCUGGA